AUGUCGCCCGAUUACUACUAUCCACUGAAAAGGGCUGGCAUGUCCAGCGUCAGGUUGCUCGUUCCUCUGAUACUCAAGGUUAUCGGCCCACCUAGCUCCGCCCCGCCACCAGAGCCGUCAAUAUCCCUCACAUACACCCCUACAACUGGUAAACGCCGAAAGCCCCUACGCAUGAACAUCUACCUUCCCGCGGGCCACAGUCCCCAGAAGAGUAGCAAGUCCGCACGCUUACCCAUUCAUGUCAACGUACACGGGUCCGGGUUCUGCAUCAAGUCCUUCGGCCAAGACGCGGCGUUCUGCGCGUGGCUCGCGGACAGCGUCCCCUGUGUCGUUGUAGACAUCGACCACCGGAAGGCACCAGAGCACCCGUGGCCGACUGGACCCAGCGAUGUAAGGGAUGCGGUCGCCGCCGUGCGCGGGCAUGCGGACGUCUUUGGUUGGGAUAAAGAUAGGAUCAGCAUUGGAGGGUUCUCUUCCGGAGGUUGCUUAGCGCUCGUCGAGGCAGCUCGACCGCGUUUGGAAGGUGAACCCUCUGUAUGCGCCGUCAUAUCGUUCUAUCCCUCCACGAAUCUCGCCGAGCCUGCACAUCUCAAGCCACAGCUAAAGCCCGAUGAGGGUGCCGCAGGAGGAACGAUGCCCCCAUGGUUCCGGCGUUUCUUGUAUGCGUGCUACCUACCGAAGUCUAUCGUGCAUGACCCCGCAAAGUCGAAGAAAGCACCGAAGAUUGGGCAAGCAACGCGUUCGGAUCCAGGCAUCUCACCACUCGAAGCGCCGCCGGAGAACUUCCCUCCCACGACCAUCAUUACAUGCUCCAAGGACUCGCUCGCGCGCGAGGCCACUGUACUAGCGGUGAAGCUCACAGGUGCGGCAAGAGAUGUUGUGCACUGGGAAGCGGAGGGGCAAGGACACGAUUGGGAUCACAUGUGCACAGAAGGGUCACAUCCCGCCGCGCUGAAGUGGCAGGCGUACGAGCUCGUGGCUAAUCGCUUGCGAAGGGCAUAUGGCUUUUAUAAAGAGCCGCAUCGGUAG
Peniophora sp. CBMAI 1063 is the source of this 1029-nucleotide messenger RNA. Lineage: Eukaryota; Fungi; Basidiomycota; Agaricomycetes; Russulales; Peniophoraceae. The record is from the annotation of a GenBank genome assembly.